AUGCUGUUGCCGCACGCAUUACAGCGCGGCAGCCGCUGUGCAUUUCCGAAAGCUUUGAGGAGCCUCCCUUUGCGCCCAUCAGCACUGGCAAAACCUCUACUCUCCGCAAAUACUCAGCGUCCGCAGUUGAGACGAGCAAAUGACCAACCUCAAAUACCAACCCGCAUACUCCACACCUCCAGCGCUCUCACCCAGCAAGCCCGGACAGCAACACCAAUACCCUCCCUCGGAAGCAAUGACGAUGACAGCACCUCCACGCCCCAGCUCCCCGCCUACCACCCGCCCACCACGGGCCUGCUCUCCCACCUACCCACCUCCGUCGUUCCCUACGCGGAGCUAGUCCGUCUCGACAAACCAGUGGGGACCUACUACCUCUUCUUCCCCUGCCUCUUCAGCACCCUCCUCGCCGCCCCGCUCGCCGCCCCCGUCGCCGCCCCGUCCGCCGUCCUCGGCACGUCCCUCCUCUUCCUCACCGGCGCCCUCGUCAUGCGCGGCGCCGGCUGCACCAUCAACGACCUCUGGGACCGCAACCUCGACCCGCACGUCGCGCGCACGCGGCUGCGCCCCAUCGCGCGGGGGGCCGUCAGCCCGGGCGCCGCCGUAGUCUUCACCGGCGCGCAGCUGCUCACCGGGCUGGCCGUGCUGCUGCAGUUCCCGCAGCCGGCCUGCUUCUUGCACGGCGCGCCCAGCCUGCUCUUCGUCGCCACCUACCCGCUCGCCAAGCGCGUCACCUACUACCCGCAGGCCGUGCUGGGCCUGACGUUCUCGUGGGGCGCCAUGAUGGGGUUCCCCGCCCUGCACGUCGAUCUGCUGAACGACCCCGUUGCCGCGACGGCCGCGGGUUGUCUGUAUGCCAGCUGCGUGGCGUGGACGGUGCUGUACGAUAUGAUCUAUGCGCAUAUGGACAUCAAGGACGAUGUCAAGGCCGGCAUCAAGAGCAUUGCCCUUGCCCACGAGAACAACACCAAGGUCGUGCUGUCCGGUCUGGCUGCCGUGCAGGUUGCUUUGCUGGCUGCCGCCGGCGCGACGGUUGGCGCCGGGCCUAUUUUCUUCGUUGGGAGCGUGGGAGGCGCGGUGACGACGCUGGGAACGAUGAUUUGGAGGGUUAGGUUGAAGAGCGUGACGGAUUGUUGGUGGUGGUUUAGGAAUGGGUGCUGGAUGACUGGAGGUGCCAUUUCAGCUGGGCUGUUGGGCGAAUAUUUUGCGCGGCUGUUUGGAUGGUAUGGAGAUGAUGUGGAGGAGAAAAAGGAGGAGAUUUUGGCGUGA
Diplodia corticola is the source of this 1266-nucleotide messenger RNA. Its product is annotated as 4-hydroxybenzoate polyprenyl transferase. Gene Ontology annotation, biological process: ubiquinone biosynthetic process. Bases 1 to 1266 code for a protein of 421 amino acids. The transcript has a single exon. The record is from RefSeq and is a predicted model, not a curated record. Lineage: Eukaryota; Fungi; Ascomycota; Dothideomycetes; Botryosphaeriales; Botryosphaeriaceae. Gene Ontology annotation, molecular function: 4-hydroxybenzoate polyprenyltransferase activity. Gene Ontology annotation, cellular component: mitochondrial inner membrane.